AUGAAAUCUGCAGCCAUUCAGAUUCGGGAUGACCUCUCUAUUGGCAACAUUCGAAAGGACCUUGCACGCCUCUCAAGCCUUGACAGUCGCGUAACGGGCUAUCCCCAAGCUGCAAGUGGCAGCAAAUACAUUUUUGACCGUUUGGUCGAAAUCGGCUUGCAAAACGUGGAAAGCCGCGAGUUUUCCGUCACUGUGCCGAUCGACCACGGUGAUAGUGUCAUUGAAGUACUCUCCCCGGAAGCCAACCUACUACACGCCUUUAAACUCACCCCACUCUGGCCCAAUCUUGUGCGGACCUCCCUGUUAGCAGACGGCAUUAAACACAUUGUGUUAGCAGGAGAAACACUCAAAGACAUCGCAGAGAGUUACCAAGUUGACGAAACGACUAUCCUUGCAGACGAUCGGAACAAAUUUCUGGCGAUCCCAGUUGUAGAAGGAAGCACCGUGUUUAUUCCCACAGGAGGUUUGACUGGUCCCCUCCUUUACGGCGAUGAUGGCGAACUCGCCGAUUUCAACGGUACUAACAUUGGCGGAUUUUGGCACAAGCUCCAAGACGGAGAUACGCUCACAACGCUCGCCCGACGCUAUCGUAUCACCGAAGCCAGCAUCACCGAUGAUAUACUUAAUGAACACCUGCAAAAAGCGUCCGAUGGCAUCGACAAUGAUGAGGAUAGCACUAUUGAUGAAUAUGGCGAAAUCCCCCUGCUCUCCGAAAUCCUUGGGUGGGCAACAGAUGGCAUUGAUAACGAUGCCGACGGCUGGACAGACGAAAUUCCAGGGAACGAUACAGAUGGGAUUGAUAACAACAACGAUGGACUGGUCGAUGAAUCCGGCGAGUUUGUCGCCGCGAGCGAAUCACAUAUCUUUAUCCCGAAAGGGGCGAUAACCCUUCUCGAUUUUAACUCCAGUACCCGUUAUAUCAAUGCGGCAAUGCUCGGUGGUACUGCUGUUAUCUUUAUCCAACCCGAAACAACCAUCCGAGGAGAAGCAGAAAAUAAGUUCGGUACCGUCCCUGCUAAUAUACCGCGAUUUUGGAUCUCCAAAGAAGAUGCUGCUGUUCUAACCAAUUUGUUGGAAGAACAACACGCUCAGGGUAAUCAAGUGAAUGUUCGUGUUAGAGGUAAGAUGACUUGGGAACGCCGCGUAGGGCAAAAUAUACGUGGGUUUUUGGAAGGCGGAGACCCAACCUUGCGCGAUGAACUUAUCGUUCUCACAGCUUAUUACGACGCCAUGUCCGUUGUUCCUGCAAUGGCACCGGGUGCUGAUCCAACUUGCGGUAUCGCGACCCUUAUGGAACUUGCGCGCCUUUUUAGUCAGCCCCAAUAUCGACCUGGCUAUUCUGUCCUCUUUGUUGCAGUCGAUGGACACUUCCAAGGACUUGCUGGCAUGCGUGCCUUCAUGGAAGGCAUUGGACAAGAUAUUGUCGGUUCUGCCACCGAUUCACCCGGUACACCAACGAUGCACGGGCUUCGCCGUGGACUCUCUACAGAUGUCAUGGAAUUUGAAGAAUUGGGUAGAAGGCUUCUGCUCUCCAUUGACCGGAGCGUUCUCGUCGAUCUCCCAGCCGAUUUCUUCCACGGUAUACACAACGUAAAGUCUAACUUGGACUCCCUCACAACCACACUGGAUGGCUUGGCAAAAACACGGUCUGAGAUUGAAUCCCUUACGGAGCAACAACGGGACUUUUCAGAACGCCAGAAGAAACAGACAGAUAGAAAUCGAAAACGCGAAAAGCAAGGCUUCACAGGUGAAGAGAAGAGUCGUUUGUUAGCAAAUCUUGCCCGCUCGAAGAAAGAAGCUCUGCAAACGACACAUUUCCUCCGAGAUAUUGUCAGUAGGUUAGCUGAGACUCGUACUGUUGCACUCAACACGAGCCGAUCCGCGCAGCGCGAAUUAAUAGAAACGCUUGGGCUACCGACUGCCCGUCUUGACACAUGGGCGGUAAAGAAACUUAUUCACGCUAUAGAGAUCGGCAGUGCCGAUGAAUAUGGCACGCACCCAAAUGAUGGCUACCUGGUUCCGGUGCAACAGGGUUCAGACUGGCAAAUCCCAACACCGGCAGACCUUCCACAAGAACUCGUUCCUGAUAUCGAGAUACUUAACAAAACCCUUGCCGACUGGGAGCUGAGCGACAAACGCAAAUUUGCGCUGAUGUGGACUCCUGAGAAAAUACUCGAUCGGCACCUCGAUCUACACUCACUCAAUAAAGCGAAAGAAGCACGCAGUGUUUUACGCAAUGCCAACGACUCCCAAGAAGUUGCGAUUCAGCAAGAGAUCCAGCUACUUGAAAAGGUUCUGGUACAAAUACCUGACAGCCAACCCAUUGAAGAUGAGAUUAAAGGCAGCAUUCGGCAACUCAAGGAAGCACCGAUGGGGACACCGAGCGGUGAUUCUCUGAUUUAUGGUGGUAAGUUUUUGUCGAAAGCCGGGAUUGAAAGCCUCAAUACUAUCAACACCCAACUUCGACAGCGAUUAACGGAAUCUGAAGACACUGUUGAUGCUACUAUAUUGAUAGCAGAUCUUCUCAAAGACAAACAAGGUAUCUUUGAAAUUGCACUUCGGAACGCUCGAUUGGAACGAAGGCGUAUCCAGAACUUGAUCACAACAGCCGGAACGUUAGGACGGGAAUACUUGGAUGAAGAACGCCUCAUUUUGGAAAAUUACCUAUCGGAUGAUGAAGUCGAACAGGCACUUUCGUUACGGUCCCGCAUCUCAUCAUACAUUAUCGAAAAAGAACUGUUCGGGAUCGUCAAAAAGCGUGCGGACACAGAUAUCGUAGUACUCGAAAACCUCGCUGAACGGUUACCCGCAUUAGAUACCGAUUUGGAUGAAGAGACUAAAGUACUCCUACGCGAUAACAUGUUGACCCUCCGCAACGCACGUUUUCGUAACAUCCAGAGCCGUAUUGAAAAGAUGUUGCGCAUUAACACCGAUGAAUACAACCGAAAACUCAGACAGAUCGAGGCAGCUAUCGCACUUCAAGACCUGUUCAACCGGUAUUAUACCUCCCUCUAUAUUAGUAUUGACCUCUCCUCACAAUCGAAUCAGUUCGGGGUGUUCAACAAGGGAUGGUUCUACGAUCAGCAACCCGAAUUUGUAUUACGCCGCGAGUUUGCAAGCAUCGGCAAUAAGCUUGCCUCUUACGCUGAAGAUGCUGAUUUCGGUGUCCGCGUCCGUAAACUUUGGCAGUGGACAGAUGACCAAAUUCGGCAAGCCGUUAUGGCACGUCAAUGGACGGUUGCAAAUGGGAUCUCUGAUAAAUCUGCCCUUGAAGGAAAGACGCUUGAAACGCUACUGAGUUCGCACUUCAACAAACUCACCGGUCUCAGUGGGGUGAGCCGACUGAUGAAAAUGCAGUUUGAACAGUGGCGCAAUCAAGGUGAACCCUCCGAGGAUAUGCUCAAAGAUAUGGAUUACAUCCGCAAAGAGGUCGAGCGCUUCAUCCGAAACGAUGUCCGCACCGCAAAGAAAAAUCGAAAGAAUAAUAUUCGUACACGUGAGCAGCUGGACGCAAUGCUCCAACUUCGACCUGAAGAUCCGGACACCUUCUCCGAUGAAGAAAUUGAGGAUAUCAAAACUCUUAUUUCAAUCGCAGGCCUCGGUGGAGAGUCAAACUUCGUUAACGCCAUUUCCGCAAGCGGCGGAAAGACCUGGAAAACCUAUAUCCCCGGUAAAAUCGCUUUUGACAGUGAGGUUGUAACGCUUGUCGGAAAAACUGGAAUUGCUUUUGCAACUAUCGAGGACGCACGCGUCUUAACGGACACACCACUUGAUACAAUUGAACGUGUUGACUUACGAGAAGGAGGCAAUCUCCAUCAGCAAGCACAGACAUUGGCAUCGUUACUUAUCCAAGCACUCCGGGACGAAGAAAUGCCCACCGCCGCACGUGUGGGGAAUUUCUACUGCAAUCUCUUUGGGGAUGUCGUUGAAUUUGACGCACGGGAAUCCGCACUACCGAACAAACCGGUGCCUUAUCCUAUCUUGACGCUCCGUAGGAAACAUAAAACUAUGAUGGGUGUUCGCGGAGACCUGUUUGUGAUGGGUGAUAACAAAGGCAACUUUGAGGUGGCUGGGUUAGCUAUGGAAGGCAGAGCCACACGCCGUCUCGGUGGUGCCCAGGAAGUGGAAGCAUACAUCCUUGACAAGGAUUCAGGGGACAUCGUCUAUGCCCCAGAUUUAGGGAAUUACGGUGCGAAACUACUGCCCAAUAAAGUUCCUAUUAAUACCCGCAGGCGUGGUUGUCGUGUUGUUACAUUCCCUUGUGUGUCUACAACCAUCUAUGACUUGGUGGACCAGCGGUAUCUACGGACCUUGCGGGAACUCGAAGUCUACGACGCACUCACCGAUAGCCCGCCGGAGAAGUACGGGAUGUCCAAACCGUGGCAGCAGGAAGGCGUCUCUGCAGCCGAACCGAUAGCUCUUGUCUAUAGCAAACCGAAUACUCGCAUCAAAAUCGGAAUGGCUUACGGACAGAUCGGCAAACGUCUCCUACUCAUCAAAGCAACUAAGAGCGGUAUGAAGAACCCUACGCUCUAUACCGGCGAAGGGUUUGUUGUCCGCGAAAACGGGCAGAUUCGCCUCACGCCGUACGUCGUUGUCCGGGAUAUGUGGUGGCUUGAUGAGAACCGCUCACGACUUUAUAAACGGUUUGGUAUCUCCAGUGACCGACUUGACAAACUCCAUCAAUUUGCGCAUGAUUAUCUUGCACGCGCGGAGACUGAAUUACUCCAAAGCGACUAUCAACAAGCCCUCAAACUCGCCCGUGCCGCGUGGGGCUACGAAUCACGUGCAUACCCGGAUGUCAAACAGACGGGUAAUGAUGUCGUUAACGGUGUAAUGUUCUAUCUCGCCUUGCUGAUGCCGUUCGCGUACUUUAUGGAACGGCUCAUUUUCGGCUUCCCGAGUAUCCACAAGCAGAUUUUGGGCUCAUUCGGCAUCUUUUUACUUGUAUUCUUCUUCCUAAGCCAAGUUCACCCCGCAUUCCAGAUUACUACCACACCUGUGAUUAUCCUGAUCGCGUUCGUAGUGCUUGCCUUGACGGUCCUUGUCAUCAGCAUCAUUGUCCGAAAAUUUGAGGAGCAACUCGAAAAGAUCCGGCAAGAAGGAAGUAAAGUUUAUAAAGCCGAUGUCGGCAGGUUGAGUGCGAGUGCAGCGGCGUUCAGCUUGGGUAUUUCCAACAUGCGGAAACGGAAAGGUCGUACUGUCCUGACAUGUUGCACGUUGGUAAUCCUGACCUUUACUGUUAUCUCGUUUACUUCUGUGCGGACGUUUAUGCAUCCGAAUAGAACGAGUCUUCCGCAAGUGACACCGCGCUACACCGGACUCCUUAUUCGCGACCAGUACUGGCGCCCGCUUGAGGAACCGGUGCUUACCUCCGUGCUAAACGACCUGCAAAAGACGCAGAUCACAUUCACCGCUUUAGAACGACUUUUGCAACGUAAGAACGAACUCUUAGUCAAGCAAGGGCAACAACCGAUUGAUAUCGCAGACGCACGCAGCGCUUUAGAAGAGGACGGCUUCAUUGAGCAUGUAGACGAAGAAUCCGUUUUGAUCGUUCGGAAUGUCGUUGCACCGCGCGCAUGGUAUCAAUCCUCAGGGACUGGCGAUCAAUCGUUUGUCCAACUCACACGUACGCCAAACGUAGCAGAUUCAUCGCCUCCGACGCACCAACUCACGGGUGAAGCGUUGACUUUCGCCGCAAGCAUGCUCGUGGGCAUGAACGAAUCCGAACCCAGUGUUAGUGGUAUCAACCGAUACCUCCAAUACGGAAAAUGGUUCGACCCUGUAGAUGCCGACGAAUGGCCAACAGCGUGGCCCUACGCCAUUGUGCUGCCUAAAGGGAUGGCAGAGUUGCUAAAGAUCACUGAAAGCGAUAUGGGUAAAGCCACCGUCUCUGUUUACGGCGCAGACUUUACUGUUGUCGGUGUCCUCGGUAUCGGCUUCAAGGACCUCACUGAUAACGAUGGUGAAGAACUUACACCUGUCGAUUAUCAGUUAAUGCAACAGCAGCGGAGCCGCGGUGCCACUGGUGAUGAGACGCUUGAAGGUGAAUUACAGAAGUACCUCCAUCUCACGCCAGACAGUGUCGCCAUCCUGCCAUACCAGGUAGUUAUGAAUCAAGGGGGCACACUCCGAAGCGUUGCUGUUAACAUGGAACCGCGAGAAGAUGAUCCGAAGUUGUUAGAUGCAACAGAUAAGUUAGACCUUAUCAUGGCACCGCUCAUGAACCGCAUUGCCCUUGACUUCUUUGUGGGACGUGAUAAAGACACAUACCUCUACAGCAGUAUCGGAAUGACGAGUUUCAGCGGUAUGGGUAACUUGUUUGUGCCGAUCCUGAUUGCGGCUCUCAUCGUCCUUAAUACCAUGCUUGGAGCCGUCUAUGAGCGUGUCCGUGAAAUCAGCAUUUACAGUUCCGUCGGACUCGCGCCUGUGCAUAUCGCCUUCCUCUUCCUUGCCGAGGCAUGUGUAUACGCCAUCGUUGGAGCGGUAUUAGGCUAUCUCAUGGGACAAGCGAUAGCAACAACCCUCGUGCAUUUCGGCUGGCUUGCUGGGCUGACGCUCAACUACUCAUCAAUGUCCACUGUUGUUGCGACGAUCAUCGUUAUGGUUGUAGUGCUGUUGAGCACCCUGUAUCCAGCGAUCAAAGCUUCACGGAUGGCAGUGCCCGAUAUCGAACGGAAAUGGAAACUUCCAGAACCCGAAGGUGACGUAUGGCACUUCAACCUGCCCUUUACCGUCCUUGAAGAAGAGGUACUCGGGUUGAACGUCUUUAUGCGGGAUUAUUUUGACGCACAUGCAGACGAAUCCGCCAGUGAUUUCUACACAGACCAGGUUGCGUUCAGCCAAGCGGAAACCGAAGAUUCCUAUCAAAUUGGGAUGAUGGUAUGGCUGGCACCUUAUGACUUAGGUGUGAGCCAGUCUAUUCAGUUCGUUACAUCCCAAGUGGGUAGUGAAGAGGAAGACCUCUACAAAAUCACGUUGGAUGUGCACCGCGAGAGCGGUGAGAUUGCCUCUUGGAAGCGGGUCAACCGACGGUUCCUCAACCUGCUGCGGAAACAACUUCUGAUUUGGCGGACAUUCAGUGUCGAUAUCCGAGCCGAGUUCCAUGAACGCGGCAGAACUGAAGGCACAGGUGGAUCGGCAGAAGGAACAGCACAGAUGGAUCCAGUACCGACACCCGCGGAUUAA
Molecule: messenger RNA, 7188 nt
Organism: Geodia barretti
Lineage: Eukaryota; Metazoa; Porifera; Demospongiae; Tetractinellida; Geodiidae
Source: the annotation of a GenBank genome assembly